Molecule: messenger RNA, 1193 nt
Organism: Pseudo-nitzschia multistriata
Lineage: Eukaryota; Bacillariophyta; Bacillariophyceae; Bacillariales; Bacillariaceae
Source: the annotation of a GenBank genome assembly
CACAGGUCAAGAUAUUUCUUUAUGUCUUGACGGCUGCUGCGGAGUGCGAAGAGACGCAGAAAAAAGGGGUUAUAUUCGUCAUGUGGCCGGGGACGGAUCGAACGAUUCGGAUUCCGGAAACAGAAGAAAGGGCCAUCUGYAGAAAGUCAUUUGCGGCUUUUCCUCUACGCGUGGUCAGCGUUCACUUUUGCUGGCCGGACACGCAUUUCUUCCAUAUGGUGAAAUACUUUUUCGUCCUUGUGAUGGGACCUUCUCUUMGGGUUCGAGUAAACUUCCAUAGUGGUGAGUAGUUCUGUUGUGAGUCGUUAUUGAAAUCUAUUAAAAGCGUCCAACUAAAAAUCACAAUCUUAACAAUUACAUUCAUUCCCUCUCUUGUGUUGUUUUUAGGAGAACGUCAGGAACUAACAUACAAGCUCAUGGGAUUUGGUAUCCCAGUACAACUGCUGCCAACAACGGAAAGUGGUGCCAUCAAAACAAAAAACCAYACGCAAUGGUUGAAAACACGAUGUUUUUUCGAAAAGAACGCCGGCAAGAAUCCGACCACAACACCCGGCGAGCUCAUUGGUGCCAUUGAGUGYCCAGCCCUACACGAUGUUCUCUACGAGAGAAGCAAGCCAUGUACUUUUCACCCUGGAAAUUCUUUCUUCAAGGAACUAAUCGAGGAAAAUAAAGAAGAACAUGCAGUACUGUCGCAAACCGGAAAGCGCAAUUUCUCGUGGUCCAUCGUCGAWAAAGUGGAGAAGAACAAUGGUCGCUUCUUAACGUGGGAUCGACGAGGCUUUUGGAUCAAGCUCGACGACCGAUCUGAGAUUCGAUUGAAGGUGGCAACAUCUCUGAGGGACUUCAACAAACACGCUCGUGCCCUGGYCAAGUGCCAAACAGUAUCGAGUGUCUGCAAGGUCAGUUUCGACGAUGGCCAGUAUCUCAARAARAGGCGGAUCGUUGUCACCGACGACGAAUCCUCGAAUGUUUCUCUUUGUGAGAGGGCAUCAAAUUGCGAAUCUUUUYAUGGAACCUGCCUCCCAGAUUUACCAAUAUYCAGAUCGAAGGGAUACGACGAAACGAGGAAUAGGUUGRCCUCGGGGYUUCCAAUCGACGACAUUUCUCUUCUUUCAUAUACSCCGAGGAGUGCAUGAUUCAGGCUACCACAGUGCAUAUUUUACAGUCACUUCACAUAAAUAUUAUACUUGGCU